AUCUAAAUGCCAAAGUCAACCACCAUCACGCGUGGUAAACCUCAUCAGCUCGUCUUCCCCCUUUUUCUUCUUCCUCUUAAACCCUAAACCCGAAAUCGGCAGCAUUAACAGCAGCUUGCAAUCCAUUUCUAAAGAUACUAAAAAACAAGAAAAAGAAAGAAAGAUGAGAACCCUAGACGAGCAAGAAACGACGACUGUUUUCGAGAAGCUGUUCAAAUUCGUGGGCAACAACCUGAAAAACAUAGUUGACAACCCAUCCUACGAAGGGCCGGGGCAAGAUCCGAGCCCACGUCGGUACUGUUUCCGUCUCCAGAAGAACCGGGUCUACUACGCCAGCGAAUCUCUUGUGAAACGCGCAACGAACGUUUCGAAGGAGAAACUGGUUUCGUUGGGAGUACAAGUUGGGAAGUUCACCCACCAUGGAAGUUUCCAUCUUACUAUUCACGCACUCCCUUUGCUGGCCGCCAAUGCUAAGCAUAAGGUAUGGCUUAAACCCACCUCUGAGAUGUCAUUUUUGUAUGGAAACUCUAUUUUGAAGGCUCAUUUAGGCAGGAUUACUGAAGAUAUUAAUGCUGGUGAUGGUAUUGUUGUUUAUUCUAUGUCUGAUCUUCCCUUGGGUUUCGGCAUUGCCACUAAAUCCACCAAAGAUGUCCGUAAAUCCGACCCGCAAGUUAUGGUGGUUAUUCAUCAGGCUGAUAUUGGUGAGUAUUUGAGGAUGGAGGAUGAACUCUGAUUUUAAUUUAAACAUCAUUACAAGAUCAUUGCAAUGUCCAAUUCUAAUUUUUAUAUUAUGCCUGUGUUCAUUGCUUUGAUUGAUUUGUUUUAAGUUAAGUUGGCCAGUGUUGGUUUAUUACGAGUGUAAUUCUUGAUUUCAUUUUGGUUGGGGAGAUUGUGUUGUUGAUAUUGAAUUUGUGAUGGUAUUAGAUGUGCCCCAUUGCAAGGGAGAGAUUUCAAUCUGAUAUUGAAUUCUUUUAUCAAUGUUGAUCGAUUCUUGGCACAA
Messenger RNA from Beta vulgaris subsp. vulgaris (sugar beet), 1000 nucleotides. RefSeq lists its product as uncharacterized. The record is from RefSeq and is a predicted model, not a curated record. Gene Ontology annotation, biological process: ribosome assembly; ribosomal large subunit biogenesis. The transcript has a single exon. Gene Ontology annotation, cellular component: nucleolus; preribosome, large subunit precursor; nucleus. Bases 164 to 733 code for a protein of 189 amino acids. Gene Ontology annotation, molecular function: RNA binding. Lineage: Eukaryota; Viridiplantae; Streptophyta; Magnoliopsida; Caryophyllales; Amaranthaceae.